Molecule: messenger RNA, 2943 nt
Organism: Chaetomium globosum CBS 148.51
Lineage: Eukaryota; Fungi; Ascomycota; Sordariomycetes; Sordariales; Chaetomiaceae
Exons: 1
Coding region: 1-2943 (980 amino acids)
Cellular component (GO): membrane
Molecular function (GO): calcium ion binding
Source: RefSeq, a predicted model, not a curated record
AUGGCUCCACCGGUUAUGAUCUGGGCAACAGCCUUGCUUCUUCUCCCCGCGCUCUCCAUCUCGAGUCCUGUGAUAUCGUUCCCAAUCAACUCCCAGGUUCCUCCCGUCGCCAGGCUGGGGGGGCCAUUCUCCUUCGUCUUCUCGCCAUCCACAUUCUCGUCCGGCUCUCCGAUGACUUACGCCCUUUCCAAUCCUCCUGCGUGGCUUUCCAUCGACAGUGAUGCACGGCGGUUGUUUGGGACUCCCAAGCAAGACGACAUUGUACCGGGGGUUGCGAGCGGCGUGCCCCUGAAUCUGGUGGCCACAGAUGACUCUGGGUCAACAACACUCGCUGCGACCCUCGUGGUCUCAGCGAGUCCCGGCCCCAGAGUAAAGAUCCCCCUUCAGAAUCAAGCCCCCGAUUUCGGCACGUUUUCUAGCCCAUCAGCUAUUCUAUCCACACCGGGGAAGAGCUUCUCGUUCAAACUCGAUCCGAAUACGUUUUCCAACCCCCCUGGCGCCGUUCUCAACUACUAUGCCACCAUGGCCGACAAUACACCACUCCCGGCUUGGGUAUCCUUCGACUCGCACAGUCUCUCCUUCACUGGUCAAACGCCGCCGGCGGAUUCCCUCGUGCAGUCUCCGCAACACUUUUCCUUUCGAGCAAUCGCAACCGAUGUGGUCGGCUUCGCAGGAGCAGCUCUGGAUUUUGACAUUGUCGUUGGGAGUCACCAGCUCGCUGCGGACAAAACCACCGUUGUCUUGAAUACCACACGCGGGGCCUUGCUAUCUUAUGCUGGACUAAGAAGCACUGUCAAGGUUGAUGGAAAACUCGCAGCUCCCGGUAGUGUGGUGAUUGUUGCCACGCCUAAUAUCCCUGACUGGCUUACUUUCGACAAAAACACCUGGCACCUGACUGGCGUUCCGCCCAGUGCUGCAAAGUCCGCCAACUUCAUUAUUACACUACGAGAUACGUUUUCCAAUAACCUGAAUUUGACGGUUUUGGUUGACGUAGCGAGUAGCGAGUCCAACAUAUUCACCACCCGGCCCCCCAAGCUUGCUCUCACCGCUGGCGAACCGUUCUCCUUUAACCUUCGGCCAUAUUUGCUGAAUCCUCGCGACAGGGAGGUUUCUCUUGAGACAGACCCUAACUCUCCCUGGGUUCAGUUUGAUCCUGGCUCGAUCACUCUCUUUGGCGAUGUUCCGGAGGGGUUAGGAGAUUCCUCGGUUGCCGUCAAAAUUAUGGCCAAGUCGAAGAAGUCCAGGAAGUCAGCUUCCCUAUCCUUUGAGGUGGUUAUCCGCCGUGCGUCGAGCGGCAACGGGCCAACAUCCGCAAAUUCCACGUCAACUAGUAGCAACUUCAACCCGGUGCUGUUGGCGGUUCUUCUCCCGCUUCUGCUCCUGCUUUCCUUGGCUGUCUGCGCACUUUUCUGGUACUUCCGUCGACGAAAGAAUCCCAGGAAGCCCGCUCUCAGCACCCGUGACAUAUCAGGCCCUCUCCCUGGGAACUUUGUGACAAAGUCUGAUGGCCCGCAUACUUCUCACUCCCUCCCGGACCUCUCAAAAGGCUUCGGCAAGAGCUUUUCGGCCGAUGACGUUUUCGGGUCCGAAAAGAAGGGUUAUUUCAAUUCACGAACCGUCUUUCUGACAAGACCGGAACUUUCUCGGCCAGGAGGAGGGGUAAAAUCACUUCCGUCUCGCAACAAACCUGCCCCUGAGUCUGGUAAUUCAGAAGAAGGCGUCAGUCUUCCGGCCAUUGUCAGUGGAGCUUUGAGCACAUUGCGUUCGGGGACACGAGGUAAAGUUAACAGCUCACUAAGUUCCAUUACCGAGAAAAGUAUUGGCGACCUGGUCGAUUCUCGUGGGCUCGAGUCGGUUGGGAGUGACAGUCGGCAGACAUUCAGGGACAGAAUCGAAAUCAACGUGCCCGAAUUUCUACAAACCCCUGGUUUGCCAUAUACGGCUUCGCCAUCACCCACAGAGACCGCCUCAAAUCAUCGGCCCGGUUCAUCUCAAACGGCUCCAGAGAUGGCCGUGGUGCCCCUCAGGUUAGACUCAAGGGCGCCAUAUCACCCAAUUGCGCCGGCGGCUCGGAAACUGUCCUGGCCAUGGCUCAAAGGAAUCAAGGGGAAACGGUACGGCACCAAACUUGUGCUAGGAAUGCAAAGGUUGAGCGAGCAACCUAGCUUGCUGGCGGUUGACACAUUCACUUCCGAGGUUACCGAACAGCCAUCAUCAACUACCCUGACCAUGCAAGAGAACGAUCCAAACGGGGUGGCGGCCCUAGGGCCAGAGACACUCCCACUCCCGCAGUUUCCUCGCCGAGCCCCCCUCAGCCGGCCGCCGACUAGGACCGGGCCAAUCGGGAGCGGAGCCCGCGGGCACCUGGGCACAGAACCACUGCACACAAGUGAUACGACAACCACCUUACCGACUCCGAUCCCGAGCCUUCUCGACGUGGACGAUGACCCCACGUCCGGCUUUUCAAUCCGCGAGGGGGCCCCUACUGGUUCUCUGGAUAUUUACGACGGCGCCACGGGCAACAACCUUUUCCGUCCGUCCAGGACGUGGUCGACAGUCCCCACCGCAGACGAGUGGGCGGAUGAGACGGUCGAGAGCCUGGCCUUAAGUCGAUCCACGUCCCAGCCGCAACAGAACUGGACGGUAUUCCAGGAAUCGCCCGCCGUCACAAGCCGCGAUACGGCUACAUCGAUGAAGUUACCGGAAAUUGCGUCUUCGGCGAGAAUGCCUGAGAGGGAGGAAGGGGGCGAAGAUGAAGAGAAAGAAGGCCAGGGGGUUGCAGUGGAGGCAUCGGUUGGGCCCUCCUCUCAGGGGAUUGCUCCGACAGUUCGGCCAGGAGAAGAGAAGAUGCAGGAAAGGUCGGGGUUGACACGGAAAAGUCAGUCUAACGGAGUUUCUUUACGGUCAGCAGGGAGUAGGUCGGAUUAUGCCGUGUUCAUAUGA